GUCCGACGGAACAUCCGAGGGUCACGUUAAGGAACCCGUGGCACAUCCGGACGAAUCCUACGGACUGGGGAGAGGGUGUUGGCAGGGCCUCACGUGCAAUGCCAUCCGCGCCCUCGCCCUGGUGGACGACCAGAUUCCGAACGCCCUGGACGCGUGCCAGUGCGGGGUGGUGUCGGUGCUCUUCGACCUCGACGGCAGCUACCCGUGGUCAGUCUGCGACCCCGAGGAGCUCCCCAGGGAGGUCCGCCGGCUGGAGAGCUGGGCCGACACGUGCGAGUUCCUGCUGGCGGAGCUCCGGCUCGGGCAGACCCUGCGGGCCCCGGCCAGGCCGAACCGCACGGGCACUCGCGACACUGCGGCCUUGGCGGUGGGCGCGCGGCCGCCCGCCUGGGCCGCCGCGGCCUGGGCCGCCGGCGGGCCGGGCUCGGGCGCUCCGCCGGCGGAGCAGGCGCCCUGGGCCCUCGGCGGCGCGGGCGCGGGCGGGCUGCAGCGCUCGCCCCCGGAGGAGGGCGCCGGCAGGCAGAGGGGCGAUCUGGUGCGCUGGGACACGCCGCCCUCGACCGCGCCAAUGUUCGGGAUCAGCCCCGCGUGGCAGGGCAAGGGCGACGCCGCCUACUCCGGCGCGCACGCAGAGGGCAGGGGUCGCGGAGGCGACCCUGCGAUGCAGGCCAGGCGUACUCCUGACAGUACGGAGGGGCACCCAACUGGGCUCUCAGCAUGA
Messenger RNA from Prorocentrum cordatum, 721 nucleotides. NCBI's taxonomy places the organism in Eukaryota, Dinophyceae, Prorocentrales, Prorocentraceae. The record is from the annotation of a GenBank genome assembly.